GUGGUAUUCAGACAUCCAACAAAUAUACACCAUGGCAAAUGUUAUUUACACGAUAAAUAACAAGGGUGACAAAUUUGAAAUUUCGACAAUAAUUUUGGAUAAAAUUACGUGUAAUGGGUCAAGUGCUGGUAAACAGAUAAUAUCUGAUCUAACUGAGGACAAAACAGCAAUUGAAUUUAAUUUCCAUCGACACCAAACUUGUACAUCCAGUAUAUUGGACUUCGUAAGAGGAGAUUUAUUACAUAUCCCAGCAGACGUCUGUCCAAAGAAAUUCCGACAGGAAAUGGAAUUUUGGGGAAUACCUGAAAAUGAAAUAGCAACUUGUUGUUUCACAAAAUAUCAAAGUUUUUUGGAUGAUGAGAAAACAUUAAGAGUUUUACAACGAGAUGAAAAUACGCGACAUGAGAGAAAGGAAAGAGUACAUGUACUUAGCAAAUACAAGGGAUGGAAGGCAAUACAGGCAAAAAUGUGGCAAGUUAUGGAAUAUCCAAGCACUUCAAUCAUGGCAAAGAUUUUCAUGGUAUUCAGCAAUUUAAUGGUCAUGCUAUCCUUAUUCAUCCUUGUGGCUAGCACGUCUCCGAUGUUUUUUGAAUCACUAACAAAAGAUGAAUGGGAAGAAUAUUUAAAUGAAAAAGAAAAAGAAACAUACGGAUGGAAAGAAGAGGGUAGUUUUAAUGUAACAAUAAUCGACCUUUUGCCAGACCUACAGAGUCGAGUGGAAUUUUUGGACUAUUUAGAAUGGAUAACUAUUGCUUAUUUUACAAUUGAGAUAAUUUGUAGGAUUUUUUUCUUUCCCUUGUCAUGGAAAGAUUUCUUAAACUUUUUUAUUGUUGUGGAUACCGUGUCUCUGAUAGUGAUGUACGUUGACAUGAUAGCAAACGUGGUCGACGUACGAGAGAAAUACGAAGACAGUUUUGUAGAAGCGGUAAAUUCUUUACAGAUCAUUCGAGUGUUGAGACUUUUUCGAUUGUUGAAGCAUGUGUCUAGUUUCCGCAUUUUAGUCUUUACUAUUCGUGCAAGUUUGAAAGAUUUACUUUUGAUGUUACUUUGUCUUUUAACAGCAGUGCUCAUAUUUUCCUCAAUGGCCUAUUUCACACGGGAUGCUGCUUUUACCAGCAUCCCUCAGGCCUCAUGGUGGGCAAUUGUUACCUUGACAACUGUAGGGUACGGAGAUAUUGUUCCGAAAACACUUCCGGCAAGGUUAGUUGCCUCCGCAUGCGCGGUAAUCGGUGUAUGUAUGCUGGCUAUAUUAAUCCCAUCACUUGUUAAUAACUUUAUGCUUUUUAACAGUCAACUUAAUGUGAUGCAACAAAAGAAGAAAACAAAAAACGAAGCAUUUCUGGAAAAUAGUGUUCUACCAGUCAAUCAAAAAACUUGAAUUGUA
Mytilus trossulus (common blue mussel) is the source of this 1384-nucleotide messenger RNA. Its product is annotated as potassium voltage-gated channel subfamily C member 3-like. Gene Ontology annotation, molecular function: voltage-gated potassium channel activity. Gene Ontology annotation, cellular component: voltage-gated potassium channel complex; membrane. The record is from RefSeq and is a predicted model, not a curated record. Gene Ontology annotation, biological process: protein homooligomerization; potassium ion transmembrane transport. The coding region runs from base 32 to 1378 and encodes 448 amino acids. The transcript is spliced from 2 exons. NCBI's taxonomy places the organism in Eukaryota, Metazoa, Mollusca, Bivalvia, Mytilida, Mytilidae.